AUGGCGCUAGAAAAAUCGCCAUAAAUGCUCUCCAAAAUAAAGGGGAAAGAGAAAAAGAAAACGUCAUCCAAAAGAGCCUUCUUAGCACUUAGCAGACCAUUUCUCCGAUCCUUUUCAUGGCGCAAAAGAGUUUCAAGUACGUGAUCCUUGGCGGUGGAGUCGCCGCUGGAUAUGCUGCUAGGGAAUUUGCCAAGCAGGGGGUUAAGCCUUGUGAACUGGCAAUUAUUUCCAAAGAGGCGGUGGCUCCAUAUGAACGUCCUGCCCUAAGCAAGGCAUAUCUCUUUCCUGAGGGAGCCGCAAGACUUCCAGGUUUCCAUGUAUGUGUUGGAAGUGGUGGAGAGAGAUUGCUUCCUGAGUGGUACAAGGAGAAAGGGAUAGAAUUGAUCCUUAGUACAGAAAUAGUAAAAGCUGAUCUUGCUGCAAAGACUCUGAUAAGUGCAGCUGGAGAAAUAUUUAAAUACCACAUCUUAAUGAUUGCAACUGGUUCCACUGUCAUUAAGUUGACUGAUUUUCGUGUAGAAGGAGCUGAUGCCCAAAACAUAUUCUACUUGAGAGAAAUUGCUGAUGCUGAUAAGUUGGUCGAGGCAAUCAAAGCCAAGAAAAAUGGAAAGGCAGUUAUUGUUGGAGGUGGCUACAUUGGUCUUGAGCUUGGUGCAGUCAUGAAAAUUAACAAUUUUGAUGUUACAAUGGUGUACCCAGAACCAUGGUGCAUGCCCCGGCUUUUCAGUGCUGGUAUUGCUGAAUUCUAUGAGGGUUACUAUGCAAAGAAAGGAAUCAAAAUUGUGAAGGGAACAGUUGCAGUUGGAUUUACCUCCGAUUCAAAUGGAGAGGUUAAGGAAGUCAAACUUAAGGAUGGAAGGGUGCUGGAAGCUGACAUCGUUGUUGUUGGUGUUGGUGGAAGGCCUCUUACGACAUUGUUCAAAGGACAGGUUGAAGAGGAGAAGGGUGGAAUAAAGACUGAUGCAUUUUUCAAAACAAGUGUUCCUGAUGUAUAUGCUGUGGGGGAUGUAGCUACUUUCCCAAUGAAGUUGUACAAUGAUGUAAGAAGGGUUGAACACGUUGAUCAUGCCCGGAAAUCAGCUGAACAGGCAGUGAGGGCAAUCAAGGCAAGUGAGGAAGGAAAAUCAACCGAUGAAUAUGACUACCUUCCAUACUUCUAUUCUCGUUCCUUUGAUCUGUCUUGGCAAUUCUAUGGUGACAAUGUUGGUGACACCGUGCUUUUUGGAGACAACAAUCCAGAAUCACCAAAAGCAAAGUUUGGGUCAUACUGGAUCAAAGAUGGGAAGAUUGUUGGAGCUUUCCUUGAGGGUGGCUCUCCAGACGAGAACAAGGCCAUUGCUAAAGUUGCAAGGGUCCAACCUCCAGUUGAAAAUUUGGAUAUCCUACAAAAGGAAGGUCUCUCCUUUGCCUGUAAGAUAUGAAGACUUCUUGCUACCGUGCCUUCAAAGUAAUGUUUGAUUACAUGUAACUGGAGGGCUAUGUAGACUUACCAUUUAGUUCUCAUUCCGAGUGUUCCGUUCGUAGUUUUUGGAUUGAGUACAAUGUUCUGGACUGAAUUGCUUUGGUUCGAUUUCCUUGUGUUUCCUAUCUAUCAUUCUCAACUUGGUGUGAAUAAGGGUUUUGCCACAUUCAUUAUUAGGCUUGUUACCAUGCGGUGCCACUGCACCUACAGUUUC
Messenger RNA from Rubroshorea leprosula, 1676 nucleotides. NCBI's taxonomy places the organism in Eukaryota, Viridiplantae, Streptophyta, Magnoliopsida, Malvales, Dipterocarpaceae. The record is from the annotation of a GenBank genome assembly.